GGCUUACUGCGACAUGGACUCAGAGGGAGGACGCUGGACGGUUUUCCAGAGGAGGAUGGAUGGCUCUGUAAACUUCUACAGACCCUGGGCGGAGUACAAGAGAGGCUUUGGAAACGCUGCUGGAGAGUACUGGCUGGGUCUUGAUAACAUCCAUGAAUUGACACGGAGUCAGAAUUAUGAACUGAUGGUCGACAUGGAGGACUUUGAAGGAAACAAAAAGUUUGCUCUUUACUCUUCAUUAAAGUCGAUGCUGAGGUUGAUGGUUACCUUCUGCAUGUGAGUGGUUUCAACAACAAA
Molecule: messenger RNA, 297 nt
Organism: Poeciliopsis prolifica (blackstripe livebearer)
Lineage: Eukaryota; Metazoa; Chordata; Actinopteri; Cyprinodontiformes; Poeciliidae
Product: ficolin-1-like
Exons: 3
Coding region: 14-280 (88 amino acids)
Biological process (GO): elastic fiber assembly
Source: RefSeq, a predicted model, not a curated record